AUGGCUCGUGAGCUACGCCCAGAUGGACGAGAAAAACUGGAGCACCGGGAGCCGACUGUGCUCUUCAACUGUAUAUCUACCUCAACAGGAUCCGUGCGGUUUCGCCUUGGCGGCACAGAUCUUAUUGCCUCUGUCUACCUCGAUGCACCUCAGAACUCACCAUUCAAGCUUACUGUUGAAGCGCUGCCCACAGUCGCAGAUGCUUAUCGGCUUACUUCGAAUAUACGCGUAUUAGUAGGUAGCGUCUUGUCCAGUGUAGUUUUAUCUGAGCAAAAGACCUGUUCUCUCUGUGUUUCGGGCCGAAGCUUACUUGUGCUUUCACUCCUUAUCUUAUCUGACGACGGUAGUGCAGUGGCCUCUGCGUGUAAUGCCAUAUUGCUUACGCUAAUGGCGAUAGGAGUGACGCUCCCAUAUGUCCCAUGUGCGGUGUCUCUAGGCUUCACCAGAACAUCAGACUCCAGAACAAUGCUCAUAGAUCCCUCAAAGACUGAGGAAAGAAGCCUCAGUGGAGCCCUUACAGCCGUUCUAGAUUCAAUCACAGGAGACGUCUUGGCCUGCGUUCACUCGACAGCCAUCCAUUCCACAGAGCUUCGGGACAUUCUUGUAUUGGCGAGCUCCUGCAGCGAUGUCCUGAGUAAAAACCUUUUUGAUCACUUGUCACCGACCAAAGCAGGGGUGCCUCUGGGGGAUAUUGUGAGUAGGGUGGAGCCGUUCCCGAAACGCCAAGCAGACCAUCCAACGGUUGGAAGGUACCUCAAGGUACCAAAUCCGCUCGAGGACACUUAG
Messenger RNA from Giardia duodenalis, 786 nucleotides. RefSeq names its product 3' exoribonuclease, putative. The transcript has a single exon. The record is from RefSeq and is a predicted model, not a curated record. Gene Ontology annotation, cellular component: nucleolus; nuclear exosome (RNase complex); cytoplasmic exosome (RNase complex). NCBI's taxonomy places the organism in Eukaryota, Fornicata, Diplomonadida, Hexamitidae. Gene Ontology annotation, biological process: nuclear mRNA surveillance; U4 snRNA 3'-end processing; rRNA catabolic process. The coding region runs from base 1 to 786 and encodes 261 amino acids.